GAGUUUUUGAGUGCGUGCACCACAUAUAUCUGUGUUUAUAGAAACAUUAACAGCAGACAUUCAAACUAGUUUGCCAGCCUUAACAAUGGCUGCAUCCCUUCUAUUUCUACGGUCCCGAAUCUCCCUUAUACUUCCUUUCUCGCCGAUGCCCAAUUUUAUAGCAUUCAACUCAACAAUUUCACGUUUAACUUUCUCCACUGCUUCUGCUUCGCCACCUAAGCAAAUCGGCACUCAUAACGGCACCUUCCACUGCGACGAAGCCCUAGGAUGCUUUAUGAUUGGCCUCACGUCAAAGUUCCACGGAGCCCAAAUCAUUCGAACUAGAAACCUUCAGGUUUUGGAUACGCUUGACGCGGUGCUUGAUGUUGGGGGAGUAUACGAUCCGAGAACCGAGCGGUUUGAUCAUCAUCAGAAAGGAUUCGAUGAAAUACUUGGUAAUGGAUUUACCACCAAGCUAAGUAGUGCUGGCCUUGUGUAUAAGCAUUAUGGGAUUGAGAUAAUUGCAAAGGCAAUUCAGCUGGAUGAAGGUCAUCCCGACGUUCAUAGCCUGUUUUCAGCUGUUUACAGGAAUUUUGUGGAGGCAGUUGAUGCUAUUGACAAUGGAAUCAAUCGGUAUGAGACAAAUCAACCUCCAAGAUAUGUGAACAACACAACUCUUUCCUCCAGAAUCUCCAGAUUGAAUUUGAACUGGUAUGAUGCUGAUCAAUCACCUGAGAAAGAAGACCAAGCAUUUCAACGUGCAAUGAAUUUGGCUGGGGGUGAAUUUAUGGAUUGUAUCCACUUUCAUGCCAAAUCAUGGUUGCCAGCAAGAUCGGUUGUAAUGGAAUGUCUUGCAACAAGAAAGAACAUUGAUUCCAGUGGAGAAAUCAUGUUACUGACUAUGUCUUGCCCUUGGAAGCUUCACAUAUUUGAGCUUGAGGUGGAAAUGAAGAUUGAUCCUGUCUUGAAAUACGUUAUUUAUCAGGAUAAGAGGAACAGUAAGUGGAGAGUGCAGGCAGUAGCAGUGUCACCAGAUAAAUUUGAAAGCAGGAAGGCUCUUCCAUCUCAUUGGAGGGGUUUAACAGAUGAUCAUCUUUCUCAAGUGGCAGGAAUAUCUGGCUGUGUGUUUGUACAUUCAAGUGGAUUUAUUGGUGGAAACAAGACUUAUGAGGGUGCACUAGCCAUGGCAAGAGCUUCUUUAUUGGCUUAAGCAAAAAAAAAAAAAAAGGUGUUUAUUCUUCUGGAUUUUGAAGUAUAUCACAAGGUAAUGCACUUUUCCAAUAGUCAAUCCAACUCCUCGUUAUAGGUAGAACAUUGUCGAAC
Messenger RNA from Lactuca saligna, 1302 nucleotides. NCBI's taxonomy places the organism in Eukaryota, Viridiplantae, Streptophyta, Magnoliopsida, Asterales, Asteraceae. The record is from the annotation of a GenBank genome assembly.